AUGGCCGUCCAGCUGCAUGUGACGCUCAUCGAAGCCCGCGGCCUCGCGCGGGCGCAGCUCUUUGGAACACAGGACCCGUACUGCAUUGUGACGCUGGGCCACCGAAGUGAGCGCACCGAAUACCACGACAAUGGCGGCGCCGAGCCCUUCUGGAAUGCGCCCUUUGUGUUUUCGUUCAAGACACGCACUGAGAAGGCCGUCCUUGACAUUGACAUUCGCAACGCCAAUGCAGCCUUCUUGCCCGACAAUAGCAUUGGCUUUGUAAGCCUUCGCGUCGACUUGGCCCAGUGGCGCGACCGCGAGUUGCGGCAAGAGUGGCUGCCCGUCUACCGCAAGCAAGCCAAGGCCCGUGCACCGAACGGCGCCAAGCAUGACGGCGGAGAGCUCAAGGUGCGCAUGGAAGUCCUGUACGACACGACGCUGGCGAGCCAGCCAUCGGUCGUCGUGCUUACAAAGCAAGUCGCGAAGCCCAUGGUUGUGACGCCGCCCAAGAGUCCGGUCGCCGCAUCGCCCACGAGUCGCCCGCUGACGUCGAGUCAUGUGGCGCCGCCGCCAUCGCCGUCCAAAACCGUGCCGUCGUCACCGUCGCACAGCGACUACCGCCAGCACGAAUGCCUCCAGCCUUUCGGAGGCUAUUGGAUCCCGCCCGAGCGCUGGACCCUGGACAAAUCGCACACCGCCCAUGCCCUUCUCGUGGGCAGCGUGGGCAAGGAGCCUGUGCUUUUGCAGCUGGCGCUCUCGGUCGUCGACGUGACGUCGAUCCUAUCGACGUACGCGACGCUGCCCAAGGACCACAUGCUGCUACGACUGCGCGGGUUCUCCUUGCACGACCACGCCUGGUGUGUUCUGUACGAGCAUGCGGCGCCGUUGACGCACCUGGCGGCCGAGUCGUGGUCCCGGUCGACGACCGCGGUGGCCAUGGACAUUGCGUCGGCCAUGGCGCAGCUUCACUUGGCCAAGGUCAUUCACGGCGGGAUUCGGCUCACGGCCGUCUUCAAGGACGACAACGACCGCUACCGCUUGCACGGCUUUCCAAGCCCUCGGCCCACGACAGGCGACGCCGUGGACCUGCCGUGGGCCGCGCCGGAGACCUUGAGCGACGAGGCGCUCACGCGCAAGACGGACGUCUACGCGUUUGGUAUCUUUUUGGCUGAGCUCGGCCUGGGUGAAGCAGCGCCAUUUGCGGUGCAUAAGCGGGAGGCGCGCGAGGCGUUUCUGGAAGCUGUGCGCGCGCAGACGUAUACGCUCGAAGCCGAGCUCACCGAAGUCGUUCCUGCGCCAAUGCUCUCGGUGAUUCUCAAGUGCACGACGCCGCUGAUCACGAAGCGACCGACGAGCCUCGUUGUCGUCGACCUCGUUCGUGGCGCGAAAGCGGCGUUGUUUCCAGGGGCGCACACAACGACCAUGUGA
Molecule: messenger RNA, 1410 nt
Organism: Saprolegnia parasitica CBS 223.65
Lineage: Eukaryota; Oomycota; Saprolegniomycetes; Saprolegniales; Saprolegniaceae
Exons: 6
Coding region: 1-1410 (469 amino acids)
Biological process (GO): protein phosphorylation
Molecular function (GO): protein kinase activity
Source: RefSeq, a predicted model, not a curated record